Molecule: messenger RNA, 5073 nt
Organism: Mytilus trossulus (common blue mussel)
Lineage: Eukaryota; Metazoa; Mollusca; Bivalvia; Mytilida; Mytilidae
Exons: 20
Coding region: 274-5073 (1599 amino acids)
Molecular function (GO): protein binding
Source: RefSeq, a predicted model, not a curated record
AUGUGAGAUUUCCGCGGGGUUUUGGUGAAGGUAAACAGAAAGAUACGAGGACCGAGAAUAUUGAACACAAACAGAGAAAACGUUAUUUAAAUGUUUCUUAUCAUGCUAAUUGACUGUUGGCAGAAGGGGUAUAUAAUAUAAAGUGGCAUUAAGGCCAUGAAGACAGACUUUACAUAACAUGCUGAAGUUGAAAUUAGAGUUCAUGAAGGCCCAUGUGUAAUCCUUUAUUGACAUUUGCAGAACUUGGACCAACAGAUUUCACUUUGGGAUAUAAUGGCAAGUUGGGAUCAGAAACUUCUUAAAGCUGCAAGGGAGGGGAAUAUAAAAGAGGUAGAAUUAUGUGUAAAGAACGGAGCUAAUUUGGAAUAUAAAGAUGGUUGGGGAAGGACACCAUUAUUGUGGGCGGCUUGGGGAGGACACCUGGAGGUGGUGACGUACCUCGUCACUCACGGCAGUCAGUUAGACGUUACAGACCGGGCGGAAGAAAAGACACCAUUAAUGUGGGCCGCUGAGGGAGGACACCUGGAGGUGGUGAUGUACCUCACCAGUAACGGCAGUCAGUUAGAGGCCACAUCCAGGGGUGCACUAACAGCUUUACAUUGGGCUGCUAAGUAUGGACAGAUUGAGACAACAAAAUGGUUAAUAGAUCAAGGAUGCAGUCCUUGGGUGAAAUCAUUAAAGGGUCAGACUCCUUACGAUUUGGUUACAAUAGAAAGCUAUGAUUCUGAAGAGAAGAAAAGGAAGAAGAAAGAAGUGAUGGACUUCCUUAAGACUGUCAUGUCAAAGACACCUCCAGAAUUGACUCCUGACAACCAAUCACAGGAACCUGCAGCACCAGUAGUUGGAGAUUCCAUCGGAAAUGGGCAACAGUCUGCCAUGUUAAAUCGUUUAUUAGGGAAGGGCAGCUAUGAAUCAUUUGAUAUGAGAUGCAUGGUCACUGGCCAGUUUUCUGCUGGAAAAUCGACUCUUGUGAAGCUGUUAGCUGGGGAUGCCAUACCAGAUGGUCGACAUCCAACUGAUGGCAUAUCUCUCGAUCUUGAGACGAAAGAGUGGAUUCCAAUUGAUCCAGACUCUUAUAAUGCCCUGGAUGUUGUUUACAAUAAGGUUUUAAUGGCCUCUCUGGAAGAAGAGGAGGAAAGUGAACUAGCCACAAAGUUCAACAAAGCUUCAGAUACAAGCCCAACUGGUUAUACCAAAGCCUUACUUUCCUCUUUGCCCUCAGAACAGUCUGCAGCAGCACAAUCUCUACCACCAAAGAAAUCCUCCAAUGUGCCUCUCACGGUAAAACAGAUGGAAAAGAAAAGGAGAACAAGAAUGACUAAAGAGGAAAUAAAAAAGAAAAUGGAAAAAGUCCUCAAAAGUGGGAAGUAUAAGAUGAAAGUUGGGCGUCUUAUCUUCUGGGAUUUCGGUGGACAAUAUGUUUAUCUAACAACACACCAGACCUUCAUGACGUUCCGGGCAUUGUAUCUUGUAGUAUUUGAUGGGAGCAAAGAUUUGCAUGAACAGGUCCCCGAUGUGUUGUGUUUUCCAGGGCAGCACAUGACACCUACUCCAGCAGUAAUCUUGCAAUAUUGGGUCAAUUCCAUCCUGACCUAUUGUAAGGCUGUAUAUGCAGGCAUUCCAAAGAUCUUGUUUGUUGCCACUCACAAAGAUAAAGUACCAAGGGAGAAUGUUGAGACACGACGUGAAGAGCUUUACAAAGGAAUUGAGGAGUUGUUUAAAGACCAUGAGGGACAACAUCAUCUGGUCCUUAGGCCUCUAAUAUUUGUCAAUGCCAAAGAUCAAGCUGACCCAGAAAUAGAAGUUCUGAAGAAAACAAUUACAGAACUUACAUUCGACCACCCAUGUUGGGGUGAAAGAAUGCCCAAUGCUUGUGUUCCACUAGAGCUUGAGAUCGCUGAACUGGUGGCAGAAGGAAAACAAAUUAUGUCAUUGGCUGAAGUUAAAGAAUUAAAUGCCAUCAGCGAGGUGUCUGUCCUGUCUGCUGAACAGCUAACAGAUUUUCUACAUUUUCAACAUUCUCUAGGGAAGAUUGUUUAUUUUGAUACCCCACAGCUAAGAGAUACUGUUAUCAUAAGUCCCCUCCUUAUGGUGGAAGUUAUGAGAUCUUUCAUUACUGAUGUUGAAUUCUGGCCAAAAGAAGAUAAUACAAGAAAAACCUUCACAAAGAUGUCUGAAAAUGGAAUGAUACAAAAAUUAGACCUCUACAAGAUUUGGGAGCAAGAAGAAUUCUGUCAGAUUUUACCAUUUAAAGAUUACAUAUUUGAUAUGCUGAUACACCUAGAUAUCAUAUCUAAACAGCAGAUAAAUGAUACAAACACAGGAAUUCAGUUACCAAUAGAAAAUUUCUUUGUACCCUGUAUGCUAACACAAAGAAACAAUACAGAUUUCUUGACACAAGAAUGUACACCAGAGAGGACACUCAGUUUGGCCUUUAUUUUCAAAGGAACCAUCAUACUUCCAGCCUUACCAAAUCGUCUCAUAUGCGCAUGUCUCAGUAUGUGGACAUUAAAAGAAUAUCAAGGACAAAAACUUAUGUUUUCUGGGUUUGUUGGGUUAUCAAUUGAUAAAGAGCAUGAUAUCGUUGUCUGUGUAGAAGGCAACAAGAUCUUAUUGUACCUAGUCCACAAGCGCUCAAAGGGCCUGAUAAUACCUGAGAUAGCCUCUAGUGUCAAAGAAUUUUUGCAUUCAACAUUGGAGAGGAUUUCAGAAUUUUAUCAGUCCACUGUCCAUAAAAAAGUCAGCUGUCAACUACCAUUUCACAUUGAGUAUUCCUGCUCUAGAUUUAUCUGUUACAUUCCAGAAGAAAGGAUUGAUCUAAAAACUGAUGAGUGCGUUUGUAACCAUGGUGACAACAUUAAACUCAACUGGAAGGUUUGGAACCAUGAACAGACGGAAUCAGAAUUAUUGUUGUAUAGACUCAAAAGGAUGGAACCGAAUGAUUUCAAGAUAUUUAUAGCUCAUGGGGAGUACGAAUCCUUCGAAAAUCGUGUUUACUUGGCAGGUGCCUGUAAUGUUGGCAAGUCUUGUUUAGCUAGCAUUUUGAUUGGUGAAAAAAUUUCUAAAAAAUGGAACUCUACUAAUGGGCUAACGAUCUACUUUGGAAGAAAUGGUAUUCAACUCGAAGACAAGAAAAUGGUUACGCUUGGGAAAUCUGAUACAAGUAUUAUGAAGAAGUUGUUAUUAGGAAACCCAAAUAUUGCUUUGAAAAAAGAGAGAAAUGUUGAGAAACCGAGAAAUUUCAAUGAAGAGGCAACAGACCAUAAAGAUUCAGCUUUGGAAUCAUCUAAAUUGAAAACUGUUGACAAGGAAAUCGACAAGAAGCAAGAGAACAAAAGUCCUAGCAAAACAAAGGAUGAAAACCCCACUGUUCCUUCAAUGACUGAAAAUGUCAAAACUAAUUUGCCAUAUUAUCCUAAAAUGCAUCCAAAGCACAAAGCUCUUACAAUUCAGAGUGAUAUCUUAGAAGAGAUAAGGACUGGUGAAUAUAAGAUAAGAAUAGCUCCAUCAGAUUUAGUAGACUUUGGUGGACAAAGAUGCUUUGAUAUGACACAUCAAUUAUUCAUUCAACACAAAGGAACUUUUGUUCUGAUGUUUGAUGGGAGAUAUGAGUUACAUAAACCGCUUGACGAAUAUCCACAAGGAGAAACUGGAAAAGAUAUCCUUGUCCACUGGGUGAAUUCAAUUCUGGUAUAUUGCAAAGAAGAUGACGAUCUGUUGCCAAUGAUAAUGUUUGCUGCAACGCACAGUGACCUUUUGGAAAUGGAUGAAAUGUUAGCUAAAGAAAGAACAUUCACACUGGAACUUUCUAAACUAUUUUCAACCCAUGUUAAAAAUAGACACAUUUUGUACGACAAAGUAUUUUUCAUCAACGCAACUAACUCAAAGGAUCCACAAAUAGAGCAUCUGAAAGAAAAGUUGGUAGAUAUUGCUUUCCAACAAUCAACAUGGGGACAACGAAUGCCAAUUUCAUGGGUCCCACUUGAACUUCAAAUUUCUGAAAUGCGUACAAACAAUUUCAGUGUUAUACCAAAGGAAACAAUUCAAGAACUAAACAGAUUAAACGAUGAAUUUUCAAUGCCCGAAGAUUUGAUUGAUAAAUUUUUAAAAAUCCAACAUUCUCUUGGAAAAAUUCUAUACUUCAAUUUUCAAGGGCUUGAUAAUUUCAUAGUUGUACAGCCUACGGUUAUGGUGAAUAUUUUAAGGUCAUUUAUUACCGACAAAAUGUUUUGGCCGGAACAACAAGAUUUAAGAAGCAUCUUAGAAAACGCUGCAAAUACUGGCACAAUUCAAAAGCUACAGCUGUUUAAACUUUGGUCACAGCCACCAUUUAAUAAUUAUUUGCCAAAUGAUCAGUACAAGGAGUACAUUAUAAAUGUUCUUGUACAUCUUGAUAUACUUGUCCGGCCAAAACAUGAAAGCAGAGUUAAAAGUGAUCCCUUAUACAUGGUACCUUGUGUUGUCCAAAAUAAAUUACCGGAAGAUCUUUUCCCCCGUGAAGAGCAGAAGACCAUAUGCUUAGCUUAUCACCUGAAAGAAUGUGCUAUUCCAUCUGCAUUGAUUUUUAAGCUCAUUGCUGCAGCAGUUAUUAUAUGGCCUCUGAAAGAAAUCGAUGGACGCCCUUGUCUUUUUUUCCAAUCAGCCGUACUGAACAUUGAUGACAACAAUCAACUCUUAAUUACAGUCAAAGGUCAGAGGGUAAUUGUCUUUUUGACAAACAGGAUUUCAAAGCAUCUUAUAUCACCAGAUGUAACAGCAAGUAUUCAAGAAUGUAUGACAUCAGCUUUACAAAGAGUUUUACAUUUUUAUCACGAAUGCUUUGGACAGACAUCAAUAAAGAUUGAUGAAGUCAGUCUUUUUGAAAUAGAAGUAGGAUUGCUAUGUAACCAGGAGCCUUGUUUAGUAUCACUUGAAUACGCCAAAAGCAAAAAAGGUUGGGUUUGCGAAAAUACUAGUAACAAGAUCAAGCAUGACACAAAAUACUGUUUAUACUGGAUAUUCAAAAAGAAAGAGGCUCUUGUCGUGCAGACAAACACUUGCAGCUUAGAGUGCAAAGAUGACAACACAUCAUAA